Molecule: messenger RNA, 3620 nt
Organism: Lemur catta (Ring-tailed lemur)
Lineage: Eukaryota; Metazoa; Chordata; Mammalia; Primates; Lemuridae
Gene: NFKB1
Product: nuclear factor kappa B subunit 1
Exons: 24
Coding region: 72-2972 (966 amino acids)
Biological process (GO): non-canonical NF-kappaB signal transduction; canonical NF-kappaB signal transduction; regulation of transcription by RNA polymerase II
Cellular component (GO): cytoplasm
Molecular function (GO): RNA polymerase II cis-regulatory region sequence-specific DNA binding; DNA-binding transcription factor activity, RNA polymerase II-specific; protein binding
Source: RefSeq, a predicted model, not a curated record
CUCUUCCUCCCGCGGCCCGCAGGCCCGCACCGCCCCGGAGGCCGGACGCGCGCUCGCCACCACGCUCCAGAAUGGCAGAAGACGACCCCUACUUGGGAGGGCAUGAACAAAUGUUUCCUUUGAAUCCUUUGAAUCAUACAAUAUUUAAUCCAGAAUUAUUUCAACCAGAGAUGGCGCUGCCAACAGCAGAUGGUCCAUAUCUUCAAAUAUUAGAGCAACCUAAACAGAGAGGAUUUCGCUUCCGUUAUGUAUGUGAAGGCCCAUCCCACGGUGGACUACCUGGUGCAUCUAGUGAAAAGAACAAGAAGUCCUACCCUCAGGUCAAAAUCUGCAACUAUAUGGGACCAGCAAGGGUUAUUGUUCAGUUGGUCACCAAUGGCAAAAGCGUCCACCUGCACGCCCACAGCCUGGUGGGAAAGCACUGUGAGGACGGGAUCUGCACCGUGAACGCCGGGCCCAAGGACAUGGUGGUCGGCUUUGCAAACCUGGGUAUACUUCACGUGACAAAGAAAAAAGUAUUUGAAACACUGGAAGCACGCAUGACAGACGCGUGUAUAAGGGGCUACAAUCCUGGACUCCUGGUGCACCCUGACCUUGCCUAUUUGCAAGCGGAAGGUGGAGGGGACCGCCAGCUCACAGACCGGGAGAAGGAGCUCAUCCGCCAGGCGGCUCUGCAGCAGACCAAGGAGAUGGACCUCAGCGUGGUGCGGCUCAUGUUCACGGCUUUCCUCCCGGACAGCACCGGCAGCUUCACCAGGCGCCUGGAGCCCGUGGUGUCCGACGCCAUCUACGACAGCAAAGCUCCCAAUGCAUCCAACCUGAAAAUUGUGCGAAUGGACAGGACAGCUGGCUGUGUGACCGGAGGGGAAGAAAUCUAUCUUCUCUGUGACAAAGUUCAGAAAGAUGACAUCCAGAUUCGCUUUUAUGAAGAGGAGGAAAAUGGUGGAGUUUGGGAAGGAUUUGGAGAUUUUUCCCCCACAGACGUUCAUAGACAAUUUGCCAUUGUCUUCAAGACUCCCAAGUACAAAGAUGUCAACAUUACAAAACCAGCCUCUGUGUUUGUCCAGCUUCGAAGGAAAUCUGAUCUGGAAACCAGCGAACCAAAACCUUUUCUCUACUAUCCUGAAAUCAAAGAUAAAGAGGAAGUGCAAAGGAAACGGCAGAAGCUCAUGCCCAAUUUCUCGGACAGUUUCGGCGGCGGCGGCGGCGGCGCGGGCGCGGGAGGCGGAGGCGUGUUCGGCGGCGGCGGCGGCGGCGGCGGCGGAGCUGGCGGCGCGGGUCCAGGGUACGGCUUCCCAAACUAUGGAUUUCCUACCUACGGUGGAAUUACCUUCCAUCCUGGAGCCACUAAAUCUAACGCCGGGAUGAAACAUGGAACCUUAGACGCUGAAUCUAAAAAUGACCCUGAAGGUUGUGACAAGAGUGAUGACAGAGAGACUGUAAAUCUCCCUGGGAAAGUCACGGGACCCACAGAACAAGGCCAGGAGUCCCACCAGCCCAGCAAUGGGAGUGACGAGGCUGCUCCAACGCACACAGCGGGAGUGAAGGCCGAGAGUGCUGAUAACCUCUUCCUGGAGAAGGCCAUGCAGCUUGCCAAGAGACAUGCCAACGCCCUCUUUGACUACGCGGUGACAGGGGAUGUGAAGAUGCUGCUGGCUGUCCAGCGCCAUCUCACCUUGGCGCAGGAUGAGAACGGGGACAGUGUCUUACACUUAGCAAUCAUCCACCUUCAUGCCCAGCUUGUGAGGGACCUGCUAGAAGUCACAUCUGGUCUGAUUUCCGAUGAAAUUAUCAACAUGAGAAAUGACCUGUACCAGACGCCCCUGCACCUGGCAGUGAUCACCAAGCAGGAAGAAGUGGUGGAGGAUCUGCUGAGGGCCGGGGCCGACCUGAGCCUUCUGGACCGCCUGGGUAACUCUGUCUUGCACCUCGCCGCCAAGGAGGGACACGAUAAAAUUCUCAGCAUCUUGCUCAAGCACAAAAAGGCAGCGCUACUGAUCAACCACCCCAACGGGGAAGGUCUGAGUGCCAUCCACCUGGCCAUGGUGAGCAACAGCCUGCCGUGCCUGCUGCAGCUGCUGGCCGCGGGGGCGGACGUCAACGCGCAGGAGCAGAAGUCGGGGCGCACGGCGCUGCACCUGGCCGCCGAGCACGACAACAUCUCCCUGGCCGGCUGCCUGCUGCUGGAGGGUGAUGCCCACGUGGACAGUACCACCUAUGAUGGGACCACGCCCCUGCACAUAGCGGCUGGGAGGGGGUCCACCAGGCUGGUGGCUCUUCUCAAAGCAGCAGGCGCGGACCCCCUGGUGGAGAACUUCGAGCCCCUCUACGACCUGGAUGACUCUUGGGAAAGUGCCGGAGAGGAUGAGGGCGUCGUGCCCGGAACCACUCCUCUGGACAUGGCCGCCAGCUGGCAGGUAUUUGACAUCUUAAAUGGGAAACCGUAUGAGCCAGAGUUUACAUCUGAGGAUUUACUGGCGCCAGGGGACAUGAAGCGGCUGACCGAAGAGGCGAAGUCGCAGCUGUACGAGUUGCUGGAAAGUCCCGAUCCCGACAAGAACUGGGCGGCCCUGGCCCGGAGGCUGGGGCUGGGGGUGCUGAGCGGCGCCUUCCGGCUGAGCCCCGCGCCGCCCAGGACGCUGCUGGACAACUACGAGGUGUCGGGGGGGACGGUCCGGGAGCUGCUGGAGGCGCUGCGGCAGAUGGGCUACACGGAAGCCAUCGAGGUGAUCCAGGCGGCCUGCGGCCCGGGGAAGGCCACCGCCCGGGCCCCCUCGCCGCCGCUGUCGCCUCCCCCCACGAGGCCGCAAAUAGACGAGCUCCGAGAGGACAGCAUCUGUGACAGCGGCGUGGAGACGUCCUUCCGCAAACUCAGCUUCAUGGAGUCCCUGACCAGCAGCAGCCCCUUGCUAACCCUUAACAAAGUGCCCCCCGAUUACGGGCAGGAGGGACCUCUCGAAGGCAAGAUCUAGCCGGCUGGCGGUCCCCACGCCGCGUAAACCAAAGCCCUGAAAUUCCACUGCGCUGCCCGAAGGAAGGAAGGUAAAGUGCGUCCAGAGGUGCUCAGAGGAAAGCCGGCCGGCCUGGAUCAUUCUCGAUUUAACGCAAGGCCUGGACACUUGGCUUCCUUCCUUGGCCCACAGCUGGGUUUAGUCUGGUUCACUCGCAGCCAGCACCUGGCAGUCGCCGCCGGCCGGGCCGCUGUCUGGGAUGGGGUGGCUGAUUGAGCUUCGCUGGCUGCUCCGGAUCUCGGUUGCUUCUGUUGUUGCUGCUGCCCCUGCUGCCUCCUGCUGUCAUUAAACGGUGUCACUGUCCCCACUCUGUUCUCUCUAGCCAUCCACAACAUUCAGCUUAAGGAUAAGAAACGGGAUAUUUUAAAAUGAGAGUCACUUGGUGUGCAAUAAAAAAGGCUUAUUGCUUUUCCUAAGGUGAUUUAAGAAAAGAGAACAUGUAUUUGUCAAUAUUUAAACAUGGUUACAAUCAGUGCUGAAAAUGGUAUUUUCCCCUUUUUCUGCAUUUUGCUAUUGUAAAUAUGUUUUUUAGAUCAAGACUUUAAAGAAAAAAUGUUGGAUUUAUAAAUGCUAUUUUUAUUUUACUUUUAUAAUAAAAGGAAAAGCAAA